GAUGAACCUGAAUCAUAACUGAUUCCAUGGCUGUAAAUGUAAUACUCAUCUUCCUCUAUCUUAUUUGGUCUCCAUCUUCAGCGGUGGAUACCAUGCGACAAGGGUCAUCCCUCUCAGUGGAGGACCCAAACGACAUCAUGCUCUCACCAAACGGCAUCUUCUCUGCGGGCUUCUAUGCCGUUGGUGAAAACGCAUAUGCCUUGGCCGUUUGGUUCUCCCAAGCCGACGUCCAAAACGCGACCGCCGUGUGGAUGGCAAACCGUGAGCAGCCCGUAAACGGCAGGGGCUCAAAGCUUUCGCUGCUCCAAAACGGGAAUCUCGCCCUGAGCGACGCUGACGAGUCCCACGUAUGGUCCACAAACACCGUUUCGCUCUCCUCCUCUCUGCGUCUAUCUCUCCACAACACUGGGAACCUCGUUCUCAGCGAAACGAAGGGCGGCGGUGUCGUUUUGUGGCAAAGCUUUGAUUUCCCAACGGAUACGCUUCUGCCUCAGCAAGUGUUCACGAGGCACGCGAAACUCGUUUCUUCUCGAAGCGAUAGCAACAGCUCCUCCGGCUUCUACUCCUUCUUCUUCGACAACGACAACAUUCUUCGUCUUCUCUACGACGGCCCCGAAGUCUCUGGCCUUUACUGGCCCGAUCCAUGGUUGCUCACUUGGAACGCCAAAAGGUCCACUUACAACAACACCAGACUCGCCGUCAUGGACACGCUCGGCAACUUCAGUUCUUCCGAUGAUUUCACUUUCACCACUUCCGAUUACGGCGCCGUCAUGCAGAGAAGAUUCACCCUGGAUCACGAUGGAAACCUUCGUGUUUAUAGUCGCAGACGCGGUGGAGACAAAUGGUCCAUUACGUGGCAAGCCAAAGCAAGACCCUGUAACAUUCAUGGUAUUUGUGGCCCUAAUAGUUUCUGCUCUUACAAUCAAAAUUCUAGUGUCAAGUGCUCUUGCCUUCCCGGGUAUAAGUGGAAGGAUGAUCGUGAUUGGUCUUAUGGCUGCCAACCCGAAUUCUCUACUUCUUGCACUGGAAACCACUCUCGCUUUUUGCGUAUAAGUAACGUGGAGUUGUAUGGCUAUGACUAUGGGAUCAUGCAAAAUUACACGCUCCGUCAGUGUCUGGAGUUAUGCCUUCAAUUAUGCAACUGCGGAGGAGUCCAGUAUACCUAUGUCUAUGACACUGGCACUUAUACCUGUUACCCCAAGUUGCAGUUGCGGAAUGCGUAUCGUACAGCGUAUUUUAAUGCUGAUUUGUACUUGAAACUCCCAUCAAACAGUACUUAUUCUUACGAGGGGUCCCUAAGUGAGCAUGGUCUUGAUUGUUCUUCCAGUUUGAGAACGGUUCUGCUUGAGAGAGCUUAUGACAUGGGUCAUGGAAGCAGAUAUGUGAAGUUCUUGGUUUGGUUUGUAGGGGGAGUGGGAGGGCUUCAAGUUUCGUCUAUAUUGGUGAUUUGGCUUUUUCUGGUGAGAACACGGGGGAAGCAAUAUUCUGGUGUAGAUGGACGACUCUAUAAUCUGGCCAUGACCGGUUUUAGGAAAUUCAGUUAUUCUGAGGUGAAACAAGCCACGAGAGGGUUUAGGGAAGAGAUAGGAAGGGGUGCAGGAGGGUUUGUGUACAAAGGUGUGUUGUUGGAUCAACGAGUUGCAGCAGUGAAGCGACUCAAGGAUGCUAAUCAAGGAGAAGAAGAGUUUCUCGCAGAAGUAAGCAGCAUUGGAAGGCUUAACCACAUGAACCUGAUUGAGAUGUGGGGGUACUGUGCUGAGGGAAAACACAGGCUAUUGGUGUAUGAGUACAUGGAGCAUGGCUCUCUAGCACAAAAUAUCGAGUCCAAUGCAUUGGAUUGGUCCAAAAGGUUUGAUAUAGCCUUAGGUACAGCAAGAGGUCUAGCUUAUCUUCAUGAGGAGUGUUUAGAGUGGAUUCUACACUGUGAUGUAAAGCCCCAGAACAUACUUCUAGAUUCUAACUACCAUCCCAAGGUUGCGGAUUUUGGGUUGUCCAAGCUGAGAAACAGAAAUGAUACUAGCACAUACUCUAGUUUUUCAAGGAUACGUGGAACAAGAGGUUACAUGGCUCCUGAGUGGGUUUUUAACCUACCAAUCACAUCCAAAGUUGACGUUUAUAGCUAUGGAAUUGUUGUUUUGGAGAUGAUCACUGGAAAGAGCGUAGCAAAGGAUGUUGUUAUCAGUGAUGAUAAGGGUGUGGAGAAGCGGAAUCUGAACCUGGUUGCGUGGCUUAAAGAGAAACAGAAAAUGGGAAGUGGGUGGGUUAAUGAAAUCUUAGACCCCACGGUAGAAGGAGUAUAUGAGGAGGGUAAGAUGGAAGCUUUGGGCAAAGUGGCUUUGCAAUGCGUGGAGGAAGAGAAAGACAAGAGGCCCACCAUGAGCCAAGUAGUGGAGAUACUUCAGAAAUCUAGCCACCAAAAUGAUAAUCAGUGAUCAUCACAGAAUGGGGAAUCCUGUGUUUGUUUAGUGUACAAAUAAAAUUAAGUAGUUUGAACAAUGUAUAUUAUGUUUUGGUGAUGGAGUGUUCUAAUCCUACUAAUAACAUUACUCGUCA
Messenger RNA from Cajanus cajan (pigeon pea), 2553 nucleotides. Its product is annotated as putative receptor protein kinase ZmPK1. NCBI's taxonomy places the organism in Eukaryota, Viridiplantae, Streptophyta, Magnoliopsida, Fabales, Fabaceae. The record is from RefSeq and is a predicted model, not a curated record. Gene Ontology annotation, molecular function: ATP binding; protein serine/threonine kinase activity. Gene Ontology annotation, biological process: protein phosphorylation; recognition of pollen.